AUUGUGGCGGUACGUAGCUUUCAUUUUCGUGUCCGAGGAUCUUGGUAUUCUAUCAUUCUCGGUCGAAACGUUUGUAACACUAUCAUUCUUAUCGUUUUAUAUAUAUAAAUGCUCACUACUUGGUUUUUUGUCAAUGACGGUGACCAUCAUAAGUUCUUGGUCACAGCAGAGAUCCAUUUGACAUACAGUAUUAUAAAUGUCUAUUAUUAAUGUUAGCAUGACAAAUAUAUACUCAAAAUCAGCUUGAAAAUAAUUAGCUGCAUAAUCUUUGUUGUGUUACCAGCUUUUGAUCCAUAAUUGCGAUAUUUUGACUGUACCAGUCAAGUUGUGGUUUCAGAUUUCAUUGCUUUCAGUAUCGUCUUUACGUACGUGAUGUCACUCGAAUUAUUCUAGAAGCGUUUUGUAAAUGACCAAUGUGGUCCGUAGAUUAAGUGCUACUUUCAUUCCGGACUUUAGUAGUAUUUAACCUCCAACACGCGACACAUCGUAUUAAGCUGACUCUGUGAAGUGUAGCAGUUACAUUAUACUGAGCGAACCAUAAAUCACGUCCUGUGUCACUUAGUGCAGACUCAUUCAAAGAGUUGUGGAUGGAACUAGAGGGGCUUUCGAUUAGAUGACUUCAGUACUUAGCAGCAUUAUCUCACCGGUUCCUUCAAGCUGGGAGCAAUUUACAUUUGACACUAGAAAAAUAAAUGACUCAUAAAGUCCCUGGGUAUAUAUAAAGUUUAUUCCUGAAGAACUGGCAAGCUUUUCGGACUGCCUUAUCAGGCAGCAAACUCUAACACUACUACUCGUGAAGAGGUGUGCCUCCAGUUUAGUCUACUGUGUUGUGCCCUUAUUUCCGAGCAUCCGCUAAACUCCUCGUUAAGACAGCUUAAGUAGCGGACGUAAGUCUGUUACAUUGUGGGGUGUCGCCACGAUCUUAAUCAUGAUCCAAUUGAAAAAAUGAGAACAGUCCUUUGUUAUCAUGAUUUUCAUCUUUCACAGACGCCUCUCUAGUGAUUUAUACGAUUACGAUAGGAUGAAAAAUCAUUUCUCUUGAGUCAGCCAUCCACUGCUUUGUUUCUAGUAGUUGUAGUUCGUUCAUUGAUCGUCGAUUCCCUGGCAUAUUCGUGUAUAGAUAUGGCAAGCUGUUGUAACAUACGUUUAGUGGUACAAGACUGGUCGUAGUUAUUCCUUGAUUUUGUAUGUCACUAAAUUCAAUAGGAUUUACCUUACUAGGAUAAAGGUUUGUACAUUGUAAUGGGAUAAGCCUAAAAACGACAGGAGUUCUGAUACUGAUCACUCCUGUAUUUGUUAACGGUCGACCCUAAAUAGAACCUGUUCCUGCCAAGCUAAUUCACUCGUUUCUCGAUUUGGCACCCCAAAACUUCACAGCUGAGUAAACUUUCAGUCUAGUAGGUGCUUUGUAUAGGAACGUAGCAAAAGCAUUCUGUCCACUUAGCGUGUUAGCCGUUAUUACCUCUUGUAUCGUGAUUGUAUGCAGGUUCAUAGUUCGUUUCAGAUUCAACGGAUAUAAUAGAUCCACUAGUUCUCACUCAAAGUACAUAGUUUUGUAUUUAUUUUUAAAAUGGUAAAGUAGUUUUUACGUUUCUUUUUGUUUUAAUUUUUAGGAAGCUAAGUCAUAUUACUUUCAAUCUCCACAUAAUAAUAGUACAUUCCAGACCAUUAGAAUGAAUUCUAAGAGUGAUAUGCGUGUCCCUAAACCUCCCAAACCUCCUGAAAAACCAUUAAUGCCGUACAUGCGCUACAGCCGAAAAGUUUGGGAACAAGUUAAAAACUCGAAUCCACAUCUCAAGUUGUGGGAGGUUGGGAAAAUUAUUGGGCAAAUGUGGCGUGAGCUUCCUGAUGAUGAAAAAAUACUAUAUGUCGAAGAGUAUGAUGCCGAGAAAACCCAAUACACGGAAUUACUACGGCAGUACCAUAGUUCGCCAGCAUAUCAGGCUUGGUUGGUAGCGAAGGAAAGAGCUGAAAAAAGCAUGGAAGAACAAGACCAAGGGCGCAGGCAAUCAAUUUUAAGGUCGAGAGAUCGUGGAAAUGAACUUCCUCAGGGUGAUUUGAGGGAGUCUUAUAUACUGGAAGAUAACGAAGAAGAUACUGAAGACCAAUUCACUGCGAAGCAUGUAGCAGCCGCUCGUUUCCAGAGAAACCAUCGUCUCAUGCAAGAAGUUUUAAGUGAUACGAGACUCCCUGAUCCUGGUCAACUAAUCACCCAAAGCCGUCUUAACACGCUACGUCUGCAAGUAGAGCAACUGAAAAACCACAAGCGCAACUUAUGUCAAGAGAUUGAAGGGUGCGAAGCAAGACAUCAAGCCAAAGUUCAGCGCAUUCGUGAAGAAUCUGAACGUUUUCGAUUAGACUAUCAAAAAAUAACGACAGCAAGACCAGUUAUCACUGAGUCUCAGUUUGCUGAUAUGAUAAUUAAAGCGAAGUACGAUAUGCAGCGUGAAGAAGAGGAGCGUAAGACUCGUUAUUUGGCGGAAUUAGAAAUCAGACGCAAGCGUCAACAGCAGCGGCAGCAGAGAGAAGCGGAGCUACUGGAAUCUGAACGCAGACGUCAAUUACUACAUCAACAACAGUUGCAGCAAGUUCAUAUGAGACCAAAUCAGGCAGCCCCACCGCACAAUGACCCGAAUAUUCAAUUUAGUGACCGCUCAUUAGAAAGACUGAUAGCACAGGACAAAAGAGAAGAUACGAGUUCACAACCCCCACAAAAGUUGCCUUCUGCUUCAGCCAAUUUAUUGUGUCCUGCAAAUCAUCCGAAAGCAGCUUCAGAAAUUGGACAUGAAAUCAACCCAGGUUUGUAUGCUGGAAUCGGAAAUACAUUCACACAACCAGUUACUCAAAGUUCAUCGCAAAGGUUUCCUCAGUCCGGUCAUACCCAGCACCACUAUCCACCCCCAUUACAUUAUGUGCCCAACGCCGCGACACCGGCAAAUCCACCCGUUUUAAUUCAUCAGCGUAGUCCGGUCCCAAAUAUACAACAAGCAGCACAAAAUAACACAGGUAAACCAAAUGCAGUAUCUUUAGGCCGUACCAAAAAAGUUCCUUCAUCUGCAUCUUCUACUUCAUCGGCCUCUUCUGCUUCGUCAACGUCGUCAAAAAAGAAAAAGGUUGAUUCAGACCUUGUUAAAGAUGCUGCUGUAACCGCAACUAGUCAGGAUAUGCGAGAACGACCUAUCUCUCAGUCUGGCGAAGGAGUAGUCGAUCAGACUAAACCUGGUGACUUUGAUAUGACUCCUGGACAGUCCAACGAAUUUCAGCAAGGGUCCACAACCCAAUCAAGGCAACUCAUUACUUCUCAAUAUCAACAAGCCCCAGCUCCUGCUAACCCCGUUGUCCCACCGCAAAUUUCGGGGGUCCGGUGCAGACACCCUACUGCUACGAAAUUGGCAUUGGGAAUCCGCCGAACCCCACUUUGUCUGCUGGCAGUUAUUAUCAUCAACCUGUCUCCGUUUCUAAUCCUGUGGGCUACUCUCAUCCUCGCCCACAGUUUUCACAACACACUCCCUACAAUUCCGUACAGUAUCAUCCAGUUCCACCACAACCAUCUACGGAGCAUCCACCUCCCCCACCAAUGUAUAUUCAGCACAUGCCACAACAGUCUCAUGUUCCUCAGCUCGUCCCACCGAUGGUAGGUCCCACUCAACAUACUUCAAGUCAUAUUCCACCCCAGCAACACAACUCAAAUAACUGGCAUCAUGGUGGCCCACCACCGUAUUCACCACAUUAUGGUCCUCCCCGUUACCCAGUCUUAGGUGGCUCAGUGGGAUACCCAAUGCAGACUCCGAGAAAUUUCGGUCCCAAUUCCAGCGGUUAUUCAAUGCCUCACUAUCUUGUUGGUCAACACGGCCCUCAAACUCAUCCACACCAAAAUAUUUCAUCAGUACCUGUUUCUAUCCAGGACAGUCCUGCUGCUUCUCAGCCAAUUCCGGCACCACCACCGUAUCAACAACAGCAACAGCCAAAUUCUGUCGUCAGUUAUUGGCCUACACAACAACAAGUACCUCCAGACUAUGUUCAGAGUCAACAUCCAUCUCAUUACAUGUCUGGAUCUCAGACUGAGCCAGUCGUCCCAAAUCAACAAACUCUGUCAUCUGUUGAUAACGUCCAUCCGUGCUCUACUAUGUCGGUGUCCUCUGCAGACGUUGGUAUGGGUCAAAUGGUAUCUAACCAGUCUCAAGGAGCCAAUAUUUAUUAUCAAGGUUGUCCUGUACCAUCAUAUACCCAUGGUAGUAAUGUGGGGCCGAGUGGUUUUUAUUCUGUGCCAUCACAACAUUACACGCCUCAUCAACACAGUGGUCAUUCUUGGUCUGGUUAUUCUAAUUCUGGUCCUUCCCAAGUUCCAGCCUAUCCACAAUCACAGCAGCAUACACACCACCAGUCGCCUCAAUGUAGUACGGGUGCUUCUUAUCCUAUUCCCCAAAUAUCAACAAAACCGGAUCAAACUGUGGCAAAUGUUCCUUCGGAUAAUUCAGCUAGCGUUGGUGCCUCUGGAGGUUCUAAUAGUCGACCACCAUCUACAAAUGACAAAUAACUUUUUAUGUUAAUUUUGAAGUCCUAUUAUCUGUCUUAAUAUUUUGUCUUUAGUAGUGUAAAUUAUAUUUCCUAAACGCCCAAUUUUAUUUUUAGAACUCAGUCUCAGUGAUUAGUUUGCCGUACUAUCGAUUACUGAUCUUUGCCCAUAAUAACGUCAGGUCGACUAAACGUUUCUGCAAUUGAAGGUCAACGUUUUGCUUCAUUUCUUUAUGAGGUAAUAUUAAUCAAGAUAGUCAGAACUAUAAAUAUAUAUGUAUGUUGAUAUGU
Molecule: messenger RNA, 4806 nt
Organism: Schistosoma mattheei
Lineage: Eukaryota; Metazoa; Platyhelminthes; Trematoda; Strigeidida; Schistosomatidae
Source: the annotation of a GenBank genome assembly